AGUGGCCGGUCCAAGCCGGAAUGGAUCAUCUUAGAGAGGAUCAACCCGUUUAUGCACAUGCCGCAAAGGAUCUGGCUCCGGCGGCUCAUCUCCAUGUUGGUAAUGUUGGUGCUGGAUCUUACUCCGGAACUGGUACAGAUGACUUCCCUGAGCUGUCUCCGUUUAUUGAGCUCCCGUUACCUGACUUCCCUCCGUACGGAUGAAACGUUUCCGAAUUCUGGUUCAUCUUUAUGUUAUGCUUGCUAGCAUCUACAAUAACAAUUGUGCCAGUUAUUGGCAGCACGUGUUGUAAUUUUGCCUCUUUAUAAGAUCAUUUUUAUCUGUUGAUUAAGAUGUACAGAACCAUUUUCUUCUUCCAAUUGAUUUGUGUUCUCUACUGUCUCUCAUUUUCUUUCACUUGCUCAAUUUGAUUAUGCCCAGUAAAUGUUUGAAUUAAUU
This is a messenger RNA of Rubroshorea leprosula, 438 nucleotides long. NCBI's taxonomy places the organism in Eukaryota, Viridiplantae, Streptophyta, Magnoliopsida, Malvales, Dipterocarpaceae. The record is from the annotation of a GenBank genome assembly.